Molecule: messenger RNA, 3368 nt
Organism: Clupea harengus (Atlantic herring)
Lineage: Eukaryota; Metazoa; Chordata; Actinopteri; Clupeiformes; Clupeidae
Source: RefSeq, a predicted model, not a curated record
CGUUAGACAGUUCUAUCAAAUGUAUUUUGGAUACAUGUCAUUCUUUUUAUUAGGUUCCAAAGUCUUUCUGUAGGCUACUUUAAUGUUCCCACACAUAGAAAAAAAAAACUUUCCUUUUUUAGGGUUUCUGGCUAAUCAUGCCGAAAUAAGAGAAAGACUUUAAUGUCCUUAACUUUUCUCUCUGUGUCCCUUCGCUCGUUUGGAACCGAAGGCAGAGAGAGCCCCGUCGAAGGACGCACUCUCCUCGUGUGUCUGGGAUGACAACUCAUUGGUGUUCAGCACUGGACAGCGCUUCAUGUCAGCGGGGUAGGGAUCCGAGCAAAUCGCACAGUCAUUUGCGUGCUGUUGCGCUGGACGUCGACCGCUGUUAACCCUACACUACAUCUACUGAUCGAACUGAAGAUCUGACUCUGACAUUCAGGCGUUUACUUUCCACGGAUCCAGCUCGCUACGCUUGGGUCUGGCAAUGCAGGAACUCGUGAUGCUUGGGAAGGAGACACACGAAAUCGCACGUUUUUACGCACAGUGAUGUCUUCUUCCAGACGCAUUUUACACGUGUUCUCGGAUGCGAUGGGGGUAAUGCAGACUGAGCUGUGACAUGUUUUAUCUGCGAAAUAGUAACUGGUAUCCGACUAUCUUUGCUCCGUUAAUGAGUCAAGGUGUAAUACCUAAUCUAGUGGAUGUUCACCUUGGACAGUUCUCUCUGGGAACUUGUAUCUGCCGCUCUUUGACAAUGCAAGACAAGCCGCGUGGAAUAUUGGCGACUGAGGGAUGAACGCUGGAGACAUUUGACGUGUGUGCUCGAGGAUUCAUGCUGCAAUAUAUACCUACUUUGUCUAAUUAAAUGACUAAUUAACGUUCUAGUUUUACAGCUCAUUUCCGCUAGAGUGAGUGAAAUAGUGUGUAACAAGCCAUGAGUUUCCAUGAGCGUCCGACGGUUGGUCGUAUUUCACGGUACCUGUUGGAUUGACCUCCAGGACUACCCCUUUCUCAGGCUGCUUGCUUUUUUAGUAAGAUUUUAUGGCGUGCUGUCCAACCUUGCAAGGGCACAAUUCCACCAUGGAAGGCCAUUUGUAAAGGAGGUCAACGCAGCUUCUGUGAACGACGUGAUACAUAUCCGGCACUAUGUUUUCUUGCAACACCAGUGCAAUCACUGACUGGAGUUAUUUCCUGUCGCAGAUACUGCCGCUGAUGAACAAGUCGACGGGAUUCGUUCAUGACAGUAUGGAGAAAGUGGAAGCGGUCACGAACCCCAUGGUGACCGCUUUGGAACCCGACCUCGCCGGGAUGAGUGCAAGCCACCCGCCCCUGGACUCGAACCACACGUCCGGGCUGGAGCAUAUCUUCCAGUACUCGUACUCCGAGAACAACCAUCUGUACACGGACUACAGAACGCCGCCCAAAGACCCGAUCCCCCUGCCCAAAGCAGUCCUGUACUUAGUCAUGGCUGCGUUAGUGGUUGUGGCAGUGGCUUAUGCCAUCGUUGGGCACCUGGUAAAAGACCUGGUCCAUGAAUUUGUCGACUGGGUGUUUGGCCCUCAUUCGACCAGGGCAAACAGCAGCAAGACGGACAUCCACUGCAUCACAAGCACUGUGAAUGAGAUGAGUGAUCUGCCACAGAUGGUGGAAACAAACUUCAUUUCCCAUGACCACCCUAAUUGCUCAGGUGCCAUCAAGGAUGAGGAGUUUGUGGUUACCAUUGAUGAAACAUUGCAACUACCUCGGGAGGUCUACAGCGGGACCUAACUAUUGGAAUGCCACUGCAGCUGCCAGUCUUUUAAUCCACCUUGAGGGCCAGGAAAUUUGCACAGCAGCAAGUUUGCUCGUCUUUAAUUAACGAGAGACACUGCCUGGCCUCGUUUGAAUCAAUGCAACAUGCCCUGCUCGUUGCUUGGGGUGUAAUCACAAGAUGUUUGUCUGGAAAGGUUUUCUGAAAAUGAUCCGGGAGAGAGACGGAAUAGCCGCGACUGGGUGAACCCAGAUUCGACGCUCUUUGAUCUUUUGAUCAAAUCCGAUUAAACGCUCUUUCUCUGACGCUUGAUCUCUCAGCCGAAACAGCUGUGUGGAAAGAACCGCGACACAGCUACAGUUUAGGCAACACAUUUUGUGUAUGACAUUUUGAAUCUUUGAUCAGACUGCGAAAUACCACUUGUUACGUGUCGGAAUUCUGUCUUUUUCCCUUAAACACACUCUGAAUCUUUGUCAGUUCACAUGCAGCAGUCAAUUGCAUCAUGUUAUCAUUUCCUUAUUCCAUGUGUUCAAACUGAUGAGGAUCCAGCACAUCUCAGGCACUGCAACCAAGAGCCACCUGAUGUUCUAGUCAUGUUCCAUUCGCAGAACCAAGAGCCACCUGAUGAUCUGGUCAUGUUCCAUUCGCAGAACCAAGAGCCACCUGAUGUUCUGGUCAUGUUCCAUUCGCAGAACCAAGAGCCACCUGAUGUUCUAGUCAUGUUCCAUUCGCAGAACCAAGGUCACCCAAGGUCACCCAAACUGCAUUUUUGUUGUCCUGCCAUAAGCAUCCACACCCACGAUGGGGGGAAUUAUUGCACAAAACGAGCAAUCACUUACUCAUGUGUACUGUAAAUACAAACACCAAAUACUGUCUUUGAGUUCUCUCUCUCUCUUGCUCUCUCUCUCUCUCUCUCUCUCUCUCUCUGUCUGUCUCUUUCUAACUCUGUUGGGUAAACGUGUGCCAGUGUGACCUUAAAAUGGCUGUUUUGUUCUCCAGUCUCCAUAUGUGUGUGUGUGUGCUUGCAUUUUACAAUGAAAAUAUGUGGCUCCUCACCGCUCCUCCCCCCACCCCCCCGUACCCCCCUUAGUACCUCCUAAAGAUAAGGGCUAUGCACCAGUGUGUAGCGUUUUACUGUGUUUGUCCGUGCAUUGACUUCUUCUAGGGACAGAGAAUCAGAGUGCUUCUCACACACCCAGCCAAUUCAUGCAUAAAAUCAUGCAGAUUGUAACAACCUGUGCAGUAUUUCAGUAAAAUGCACAAAUAAAAUGAUAGCUGAUUUGAAUUUAUUGAGAAAAAAAAAGCCAGUGUUAGAACACAAAUGGGACAUUCUUAAAUGUUGACAAAAGUACAAUCAUUAGAGUUAAGGUUUCUAUUUUAUGACUUACUAUGACUCCGUUAGCACUUUUCUAAGACCUGAAAUGACUUUAGAGGCACAUCUAUAAAAUAUAAAAUAUCCUGCAGCUCCUCACAAAUGUCUCGAGGCAGCACGGAGAGUAGGAGAAUAAGAUCUGUGAACUGUACACGUGUCCGACUCUCUUUGCCUGAUGUCCAACAUCUCUCUACGGCACUCCUCCCUGCUUUCCUCUGUAGUUUGCAGUGUCUGAAAUCUGAAUAAAGAGCGAAUCAUUCAGCAAAA